Helicoverpa zea (corn earworm) is the source of this 1451-nucleotide messenger RNA. RefSeq lists its product as uncharacterized. The record is from RefSeq and is a predicted model, not a curated record. The coding region runs from base 146 to 1429 and encodes 427 amino acids. The transcript is spliced from 9 exons. Lineage: Eukaryota; Metazoa; Arthropoda; Insecta; Lepidoptera; Noctuidae.
CUUUACCCAUGUGAUAAUGUCAAAAGUAAAAAGGUCUUUUUACAUUUCCGCAUAUUGCUCAUUAAUUACCUUCUGAUCCUAGCAUCCGUAUGUAAUAUCGAACCACCCAUGCUGCCGGGAGCCGAGCGAGAAUCUAACACUAGCCAUGGUGAUAGACGCUUACGAAAUCUACGGACAUGACCCUACGGACAAGUUGGACCAUCUCGCGCACUACCAGAUUGAGAUGAUGAAGAUCAAAAGGGCUCCUGAUCAGUACAUAAUCAACGAACAUGUCCACAUAGCGACGGAUCAUUUGGCGAGGUUUACUCACAUGCAUAUUAAGGAAUUAAAGGUGCUACUGAUAGCUUUAGACGAUACGAUAGACAACAUGCUCACGAUGUAUGACAAUCAUAACGCUAUUAAGACCGAGAGGGUCGCCACUUACAACUCGGCGGCUGGUGGCGCUGUGCCUUCUGAGUUCUAUAUGAGUCAAGAGUACUACUGCGGUAAAAACGUGUAUAUCUUCGUGUCGGAGUUAUACAGUGACAUCUACAACAUGGGCCGAGGCCCUACGCCCUACUGCAAGGGCCGCGCCUUCCACUUCUUGGGAUUCGUACACUUUAUGGACGACAAGCGAUAUUUCUUAGAAGAGGAUCCUAAUGUUGUGUUCAGUAUGGACAACUUCGUGCAUGGAUUGGAGUGUAAUAUUGGAAUUUGCGUGUUCAGGUUUCCUUUCAAGAAGAACCUGCAGCACAUUCGAGACGUGUCCACAUUACCGAAGGCUAUCGUCAAAUGCGGCACAGAGAUGUACAAGCUGCCACCACUGUCUGCUGCCUCCUGCAUGAUCACAUCAGGCUCCUUUAUUCUGGACUUCAAUAUUCAGGGCGUUCGGUAUCGACACUACGAUUAUUUGCUGUUCAUGCCAAACGGCCAAGCUUACUACACGAAAGAGAAGUACUCUCCAAUGUUCUGUGACCAUCAUGUUUGUGAGUGGAACUACACCAACUUUUAUGGCGGUCCAUUUAUAAUUCCUGGUGAUCCUGGGACGGGGUUGUCGCCAGUGCCACCGUUCAUCGAGCAGACGACGGAUGCCGUGUCCACUACUGAUCCCAACGGGCCCGGAGGCGGACCUGGAGGUCCAGACGGGGGGGAGUCCAACAUUACCUAUUCUCUGGACGGCUGCUGGUACAUGUUCCCUCCUAACUACGGCUCCAUCGCUGGCAUCAGCUACCUGGACCCGCUCAGCGUUAACGAGUACCGAUUCACUUGUCAAGGAUCCGGGAAUAAGGGUCUGUACUGGUACCCGCAAUGGAUGGGCGCGUCGCCUCACCACCCUUACCCGACCGCGGGAGACACGCCGAGCUCGCUGUCCAGGCCCGUGGAUCCCGUGUACUACCCACAUCAGCAAGGCAACCCGCCCCCCGCACUCAUGCUGCCCCCACGAAACUGAAUAAAUUAUUUAUUUACGUACA